AUACUAGUACUUCUCUUUCUCUAAACAUAGAAAAUUCACCGAGAUUUUAACAGACACACAAUAAUAAUAUCAAAAAAUAAUUAUGACAACAAUAUUAGCACCCAAUCUCACCCACACACUCCCAGCCAACCAUUCAACACUUAGUCAAUCACGAGUAGUCAGGUUCCGUCGCAUCAUGGCUAGCGCCGUAACAGCAACCGAACAGUUCACUGGCUAUCACCCAUCGCUCGAAGUGUUGGGUGGAGCGCGUGACUUGUGGUGUCCUGUUCUCAAGACUCAUUUGGAACGUCCGUACGAACAUUACCCGGUGUUCGGGUCAAAUCGUCACGUAGAGACCAUAUUUGCGGCGUUCUUUCGAGACAUACCUGAUGUGAAGCUGAAACGCGAGUGUCUUAGGACCCAAGAUGAUGGGACCGUUACACUUGAUUGGGUUUCUGGCGAUGCCCGAAACUUGCCCGAAAAUUCCCCUGUUUUACUCUUACUUCCUGGUUUGUCUGGAGGAAGUGAUGAUUCAUAUGUAAGGCAUAUGUUGGUGAGAGCCAGAAAUAAAGGGUGGCGUGUGGUGGUUUUCAAUAGCCGUGGUUGUGCUGAUAGCCCUGUUACCACCCCUCAGAUGUAUUCUGGUUCAUUUUUAGGAGAUCUUGAUGAAGUAGUGAAACAUGUUGGUAGUAGGUAUCCUAAAGCCAAUCUAUAUGGUGCUGGUUGGUCCAUGGGAGCUAAUAUUCUUGUUCAAUAUUUGGGAAAGGAGGCAGGUGCACGCAGAUUUUCUGGUGCGGUUUCCUUGUGUAAUCCUUUCGAUUUGGUUAAGUCAGACCAGGAUUUGUGUCAGGGAUUUAACAAAAUUUAUAAUAGAUCGCUUGGCAAGGCUUUGAGUGGCAUUUUAAAGAAGCAUCUUAUGUUGUUUGAAGACCUUGGAGGUGAGUACAAUAUCCCGUUGGCGGCUAAUGCUGAAGUUAUCCGGGAUUAUGAUGAAGGAUUAACUCGAGUUUCUUUUGGUUUCAAGUCAGUAGAUGAGUACUUGCAGAAUUCAUGCAGUGCAGAUUACAUAAAGCAUGUUCAAACACCUUUGCUUUGCAUUCAGGCUAAAAAUGAUCCAAUUGCACCUGAUAGAGCAAUCCCUCGAGAAGAUAUCAAGAAGAACCUGAAUUGUUUGCUGAUCGUUACACCUCAAGGUGGUCAUUUAGGGUGGGUUGCAGGCGAGAAUGCUCCCCGAGGUUGCCCAUGGACUGAUCCUAUGGUGAUGGAUUUCCUUCAACAUCUCGAAAAUGAGAAAUCAAGUUCACUACAAGCUACGAAUACCAUAGAAAAAGAGUAAAGAUGGUUGAUCAUAAUUGGUACCCAAGAUAUAUUUCUACAAUCGACUAGCUGGAUAUGAAGGCAGAAAUAUUUUUGGACUAUUGUUAUUUGAAUAAUCAUCAAUAUUAACAUUAACAUGAAAUAUAAAUUAGAAAGUCACAAGUUUUGUUCU
Molecule: messenger RNA, 1468 nt
Organism: Erigeron canadensis
Lineage: Eukaryota; Viridiplantae; Streptophyta; Magnoliopsida; Asterales; Asteraceae
Product: embryogenesis-associated protein EMB8-like
Exons: 8
Coding region: 83-1315 (410 amino acids)
Molecular function (GO): monoacylglycerol lipase activity; short-chain carboxylesterase activity
Source: RefSeq, a predicted model, not a curated record